Argentina anserina (silverweed cinquefoil) is the source of this 1162-nucleotide messenger RNA. Its product is annotated as extradiol ring-cleavage dioxygenase. Bases 138 to 944 code for a protein of 268 amino acids. Gene Ontology annotation, molecular function: ferrous iron binding; oxidoreductase activity, acting on single donors with incorporation of molecular oxygen; zinc ion binding. The record is from RefSeq and is a predicted model, not a curated record. The transcript has a single exon. Lineage: Eukaryota; Viridiplantae; Streptophyta; Magnoliopsida; Rosales; Rosaceae.
CCCGUGACGGAAGCCCAUACGUAUCGCCGGGUACCUUACCCACCUCAGACUUUGACCUUCCACCCAUAUAUACCACCAACUUGAAAGAAACACAAACCCGAUUCCCAUCCGCAACCUGUCCAAAUUCCAAAGCACCAAUGGACACCUUCUACAUCUCCCACGGCUCCCCAACUCUCAGCAUCGACGACUCCAUCCCCGCCGGCCAGUUCCUCCGCUCCUGGAAACAAAACGGCUUCCCCUCCAAACCCUCCUCCAUCCUCGUCAUCUCCGGCCACUGGGAAACCUCCGUCCCCACCGUCAACUCCGUCUCCGGCCCCCUCAACACCAUCUACGACUUCUACGGCUUCCCCAAAGCCAUGUACCAGAUCAAGUACCCCGCCCCCGGCUCCCCCGACCUCGCCUCCCGCGUCAAAACCCUCCUCACCAACUCCGGCCGCUUCCCCAAAGUCGCCGUCGACACCACGCGCGGCCUCGACCACGGCGCGUGGGUCCCCCUCAUGUUCAUGUACCCGGAGGCCGACAUUCCCGUCUGCCAGCUCUCCGUCCAGACCAACCGCGACGGGAGCUACCAUUUCGACCUGGGGAGGGCCCUGGCGCCGCUGAGGGACGAGGGCGUGCUGAUCAUGGGCUCCGGCGCCGCCACGCAUAACUUGAGGAUGCUGCGGUACGGGGCGGCGGACGGGGCGGCGGACCCGUGGGCGUUGGAGUUUGAUACGUGGCUUAAGGAGGCGUUGGUGGGAGGGAGAUAUGAGGAUGUGAACCGUUAUGAGGAGAAGGCUCCCCAUGCCAAGAAGGCGCAUCCGUGGCCGGAUCAUUUCUACCCGCUGCAUGUCGCCAUGGGGGCGGCCGGGAAGGAGUCCAAGGCGAAGCUCAUCCAUCACAGCUGGCAGGCUGCUACUCUUUCUUAUGCCUCAUACCAGUUUAGCACAGCUGAUGCCAAUUGAUCUCUGUAUAAUUUGUCAUUUGUGAAAUGUUGCAUCAUCGAGUUUUGUGUGCUGUUAGAAAUAAGGUAUGGAUAGCAUUACCGUUGGCAUUCUCAGAAUUCCGGCAGCUGUGUAUGUUAUCUUAUUACUGUAUGAAUAUGCAUUUGUAAAUUGUAAAAGACUCAAGAGUAUAUGUGAUGAACAUCUCAUUACUGUGAAUAUGCAUUUGUAAAUUGUAA